This is a messenger RNA of Oryza brachyantha (malo sina), 1179 nucleotides long. RefSeq names its product probable prolyl 4-hydroxylase 7. Gene Ontology annotation, cellular component: endoplasmic reticulum. Gene Ontology annotation, molecular function: L-ascorbic acid binding; iron ion binding; procollagen-proline 4-dioxygenase activity. Bases 16 to 933 code for a protein of 305 amino acids. The transcript is spliced from 7 exons. Gene Ontology annotation, biological process: peptidyl-proline hydroxylation to 4-hydroxy-L-proline. The record is from RefSeq and is a predicted model, not a curated record. NCBI's taxonomy places the organism in Eukaryota, Viridiplantae, Streptophyta, Magnoliopsida, Poales, Poaceae.
CGCCCGCCCGCCACCAUGGCUCUCCGCCGCUGCCGCCGCCUCCUCCUCCUCGCCGCCGUCACCCUCCUGGUGCUCCACCUCGCAGCCGGACUGGCCUCCGCGGCGGCGAGCGGCCGGGGCGCGUUCGACCCCUCCCGCGUCGUGCAGCUCUCCUGGCGUCCCAGGGCGUUCCUGCACAAGGGGUUCCUGUCGGACGCGGAGUGCGACCACCUGAUCUCGCUGGCGAAGGACAAGCUGGAGAAGUCGAUGGUGGCGGACAAUGAGUCCGGGAAGAGCGUCAUGAGCGAGGUGCGAACCAGCUCCGGCAUGUUCCUCGAGAAGAAGCAGGAUGAAGUUGUAGCUAGGAUAGAGGAGAGAAUUGCAGCUUGGACAUUCCUUCCACCAGAGAAUGGCGAAUCCAUCCAGAUAUUGCAUUAUCAGAAUGGUGAGAAGUAUGAGCCGCACUAUGAUUACUUCCAUGACAAAAAUAAUCAAGCCCUUGGAGGUCAUCGGAUUGCCACUGUGCUCAUGUACCUUUCUAAUAUUGGGAAGGGUGGAGAGACCAUCUUCCCAGAAGCAGAGGGGAAGCUAGCACAACACAAGGAUGAUACAUGGUCUGACUGUGCUAAAAAUGGAUAUGCAGUAAAACCGGUAAAAGGUGAUGCCCUUCUGUUCUUCAGUCUCCACCCCGAUGCAACAACAGACUCUGACAGCUUGCAUGGGAGCUGCCCCGUUAUUGAAGGUCAGAAGUGGUCUGCAACUAAAUGGAUCCAUGUGAGGUCCUUCGACAUCUCUGCCAAGCAGGGAGCUUCCGCUGACGGGUGCGAGGACGAGAACGUCCUCUGUCCCCAGUGGGCCGCAGUAGGGGAGUGUGCCAAGAACCCUAACUAUAUGGUGGGUACCAAUGAAGCACCUGGCUUCUGCCGGAAGAGCUGCAAUGUGUGUGUGCAGUAAGUUACGGAUCCACCUUUGUGAUACAUAUCAUGUCAUCGAUAAUUGUCGCAGUACCGGGUGUAUAUAGGACUGAGCAUAGCAUGUGUAACCUGGGAGGAGUUUAAAUGUAAGAUCGUAUCACCUAUAUGCACCUAGAAGUUAUAUAGCCAGACUCUUGUUUUUGCUCAAGCUUGAGGCUAUCCACUCAUUUUAGCUGAAGCAAUGAAAUCUAUAUGACCACGGUUUGAACAAUCUUCUUUGCUUCAA